GCCUCAACUUGCAUUUCAAUAUUCGUCAUGAAAAACCAACCCGGUCAAUAUUUACAUCGCCUUUAACCAUCUUCGAAACUUCCGAGUCAACUCAUCGAAAUCGCCCAGAAUUUGACUCUUUUAUAAUCACGGAUUCCCACUAUAAGAACCAAAAAACAAAACUUGCUUUACGCAACAGAUAAUUUAUGGAGUUUUUCAACAAAGCCAAAGCUGUUCGACUCAAAAGCCAUCUCGACAAGUACUUAGUAGCAGACGACGAUGAACAAACUGUACGACAGAGCCGCAACAGCGGCGCCUCCAAGAAGGCGCGGUGGACGGUAGAGCUUGUGGAAGGGAAUCCCCACGUAAUCCGCCUCAAGGGCUGCAAUGGGAAGUACCUUACCGCCACCGACGAGGCUUUUCUCCUCGGCGUGACUGGAAAAAAGGUUCUGCAAACAGUUCCGGUGACAAUGAAGGAUAAUUCAGUAGAAUGGGAGCCCAUUAAGGAAGGGUAUAAAGUGAAACUGAGAACUAAAGGAGGCAAAUUCUUGAGGGCUAAUGGUGCAACGCCGCCGUGGAGAAAUUCCAUAACUCAUGAUCUGCCGCACAGAACCGCCACCCAGGAUUGGGUUCUGUGGGAGGUGGAGAUGGUGGAUAUAUCUGUGUUGGACAACGAGUAUAUAUCGAGCUGCGCCUCUAGUUUUUCAUCGGAAUAUGAAUAUUCAGCUUCAAACACUCGUUCGCCAUCAAUUACCCACGAGAGCAGGGAGAAUAGCUUGCAAUCCACCGCCGCGCCAGAGAGUCGUCGGCCGUCAAUCUCCACUUCUCAGAGCCGCUGGCCGUCAAUUGCAUCAGAUAGGUCCUCACAGACAAGUGGAAGACGGGGUGGAAUGGAGUUCUUCAGCAAAGCUAAAGCAGUUAGACUCCAAAGUCAUCUCGGCAAGUACCUGGUAGCAGAUGAAGACGAAGAAACAGUCCGGCAGAGCCGGAACGGUGCUUCACACAAGGCACGAUGGACAGUUGAAUUCAUCGAAGGAAAAAAUACCGUAAUCCGCCUUAAGAGCUGCCAUGGCAAUUACCUCACGGCGGCGGACGAGCCAUUUCUUCUCGGCAUGACCGGAAAAAAGGUUCUGCAAACUAUUCCGGCAACGAAAAUGGACGCUUCAAUUGAAUGGGAGCCUGUAAAAGAAGGGAACUGCGUGAAACUAAUGACCAGGGAAGGGAAAUUCUUGAGGGCCAAUGGAGGGACGCCGCCAUGGAGGAAUUCAAUAACUCAUGAUAUUCCACAUAGAACAGCAACUCAAAACUGGGUUUUGUGGGGAGUGGAUAUUGUGGAUAUUUGUAUAUCGGACUCGGAUUUGGGGUCGAGUUUCCUAUCGCGGACCUCAAGUUUUUCUUCAUUGCCGGAGGAUUAUACGGGUUCGCCGGAUACAGGGUCGCCGAUUAUCCAAUCUAGAAGGUCAUGUAACGAAUCCAUGAAACAGGUCUCCGGCAUGGAUUUUUUCAAGAAAGCGAAAUCCAUCCGACUUAAGAGCCAUCAUGACAAGUAUUUAACAGCAGGCGACAACGAAGAAUCCACGAUCCAAGAUCGUGCUGGCUCGUCGAACAAUGCUAAAUGGACGGUCGAGUUUGUUGAAGGUGUGGACAAUAUCAUACGUUUGAAAAGUUGUUACGGAAAAUACCUUUCAGCCUCGGACGAGCAAUUUCUUCUAGGUGUGACCGGUAAUAAAGUUGUUCAAACUUUUCCACGAAAAUUGGAUUCAUCGGUUGAAUGGGAGCCUAUACGAGACGGUAUGAAAAUAAAGCUUAAAACAAGAUAUGGGGAUUAUUUACGCGCAAAUGGAGGUUUGCCUCCUUGGAGAAACUCGGUAACUCACGAUAUUCCCCAUAGACAUCACGACUGGAUUUUAUGGGACGUCGAUGUUGUUGAGAUUCGACAAGAAUCGCCACAAAAG
Molecule: messenger RNA, 1934 nt
Organism: Olea europaea var. sylvestris
Lineage: Eukaryota; Viridiplantae; Streptophyta; Magnoliopsida; Lamiales; Oleaceae
Exons: 3
Source: RefSeq, a predicted model, not a curated record